AUGUUCUACACACAACAUGUAGCCAAGGAGAAGCAUGCGACGUCGGCAAGGCGUCUGCUUGCGCUUAUUGCAGUGGCGACCACAAAAUAUACGUUUGCUCAAAGUUUAGCCGACUCGACGCAAAUAGUAAACUGCCUUAGCAAAGGGCACAUUCUUGCGAAAUGUCGCAGUUCAUCAUUGUGCCGCAUGUGUCGGCAACGCCAUCACACGCUGUUGCACGCAAGUUUCAACAACCAAGAGGAAUCAACCGUUACGAACGCAACAAGCCAGCACGUUAGUGUCACGUCACAUUACGCUGAUGCUGAUCGUGUCACUUUGUUGGCAACCGCCGCAGUCUUAGUACAAGAUGACGCUGGUCGUUGGCAACCAGCUCGUGCCCUCCUCGAUAACGGCUCGCACGCCUCAUUCAUAACUGAGGCCUGCGCUCAACGACUUCGACUUCCCAGACGAUCUUCAUCCGCUUACGUCACAGGUAUAGGGGCUACCCAAGGUGACCGUACAAAGGGAGAAGUAACCCUACGCAUAUCACCGCGAUCAUUACCCAAAAUUACUAAUGAUCUUCCAUCCACCGCUGUACCGACACCACCGUGGCCACACAUUCUGGAUUUAUCGCUGGCUGACCCAAGUCUCGCCAAACCUGGUCCAGUUGAUAUCCUUAUAGGCAUGGACGAAAUGGACAAAAUCCUACUAAAUGGGUUAAGAAAGGGCCAACAUGGCACUCCAAUGGCGCAAAACACUGUGGUCGGUUGGGUAUUGCUCGGGAACGCGGCCAAUUUACUAAGGCAGCCCACAUCCAUAACCACCUUACACUGUGACAUGCAACUAUCCGAGCUGGUCAACAAGUUCUGGGAACUCGAAGAGUUACGCCCGAGAAAGCAUUACACUCCGGAAGAACUCACCUGUGAACAACUUUUCGAAGACACUACCAAGCGAGCUAACGAUGGUAGAUACGUCGUGCGCUUACCGUUGAAGAAAUCCGUACCGAUAGGUGAAUCUAGAAGCAUUGCAGUCCGAGCAUUACUCCGAAUGGAGAAGAGGUUUGCUGCUGACGAACAACUCUAUCGAGAAUAUUGUAAGUUCAUGGAAGAACUUCUUGACUUAGGCCAUAUGGAGCAAGCUGGUGCCGUUACAGGCGACACGUACUACAUGCCGCACCACGCCGUGGUAAAACAUUCAAGUGUCACGACCAAGCUCAGAGUAGUAUUCAACGCGUCCAUGAAGACGUCAUCCGGAAACUCGCUCAACGAUGCUCUGAUGGUAGGGCCGCAGCUACAACUAGACCUAUUCUCCAUACUAGUUCGUUUCCGCACGCAUCGCUAUGGGCUGAUCGCGGACAUCGAGAAGAUGUACCGCCAGGUUUACGUAGCAGAACAAGAUGCUGACUAUCAACGUAUAGUUUGGCGUGAGAACUCAUCACAACCCAUUCGCGAUUAUCGUCUUCUGAGAGUAACUUAUGGAGUGGCUUCGGCAUCGCAUCUUGCUGUGAAAUCGUUAUAUCGCGCUGCGCUGGAUGCAGGCGAUGCAUAUAAAGGGAUCUCUGAUGUCAUUACAAGGGAUUUCUACAUGGACGAUUUGUUAACGGGGUCGGACUCCCUGCACGACUUAAUCACGCUGCAGAAAGAUGUCGCCUUCGUAUUUUCUAAGAGUGGUUUUGAACUGCGAAAAUGGGCCACGAACUGUCGGCCGUUACGAGAACGAAUACCGCACGUUUCCAAGCAAGUUUCGCAUCUUUUAGCUGAAGGAAAUGAAAUCCGAACUCUGGGUUCCGUUUGGCACACCGAUAAAGAUUUACUUUCUAUUGCUGUCAAUCUACAAGAAUUGCCUGACAAGAUCACAAAACGCGUGUUUCUAUCCGACUCAAGCAAGAUAUUCGAUCCGCUUGGAUUAGCCGCGCCCUGUACAAUUCGCGCUAAAAUUUGGUUACAAAGGGUAUUGCGUUCAAAUGUAGAUUGGGACGAGUUAGUACCACUGAAUGUAGCAGAAGAUUGGUUGGCGCAUCGACGUGAGUUACCUAAACUUGCAUCGCUUAAGCUGAAGCGUUGGCUGGGCACGGGCUCAGUGGUCGACGCGGAAUUCCAUAUCUUUACGGACGCUUCGGAAGCUGCUUAUGCGGCUGCGCUUUAUUGCCGGACGCAAAACGCAAACGGUGAGAUAGAGGUGGUAUUAGUUGCCGCCAAAACCAAGGUAGCGCCUGUGAAGGUCAUUUCGUUGCCGCGCUUAGAACUAUGCGCUGCUCAUCUAGGCGCAAGGCUGGUACGGCAAGUUCGAUCUAGCCUCGCCUGUAAGCUCG
Rhagoletis pomonella (apple maggot) is the source of this 2290-nucleotide messenger RNA. RefSeq lists its product as uncharacterized. The annotation marks the transcript as partial. Lineage: Eukaryota; Metazoa; Arthropoda; Insecta; Diptera; Tephritidae. The record is from RefSeq and is a predicted model, not a curated record. The transcript has a single exon.